AUGAGCGACGAAGAUGAGCACAUUGUAAUUGAUAUUGAAGAUGAUGAUGAUGACGAUGAUGUUAUUAUUGUUCCAAGAGAGGAAAAAGAGGUAGAUUUUCAGAAGUUUUUGUUCAAAAAAAUUCAAAUUUUCAUCGUACAAAUCCGAAACCUUGGAAACUUUUCAUAAUGAAAAUUUCAUUUAAAAACUGAUGAAAGCAUAGGUUUUUUGCUGGAAAUCAGAAUUUUUUAAAACAAUUUUCGAAACUUAUCUGACUUUCCAAACAAGUUUAAUUGAAAAUUCGAAAAGUUUCUUAUCCACCUUCUCAUUUUUUCCACCUUUCAAGCUCUCAAAAAUCCCCCAAUUGUGUUUAUUUUUUCUCAGCCAACUCCAAUGGUCGAAUCGGCUCCCGUCGAAUUGCCAACUCAAACUCGUCUGAAAAUCACUGUCAAGAAAUUACACGUCACAGCAAAAUGGAAAUGGUGUGAUGUUGGUGAAGACACGUGCGGAAUUUGUCGAAUGGAAUUCGAAGCCACGUGUAAUUCGUGUAAAAUGCCAGGAGAUGAUUGUCCAUUGGUAAUAAAUGGGAUUUUUAGAAUUUCGAAUUAGAAAACGCUGUAGAACAGCUUCCAAAUUUUUUACAAAAAAAUCUCCGAAUUUCCAGGAAGUCGGAGUCUGUCGUCACGCAUUCCAUCGUCAUUGUAUUGAACGUUGGACCGAAGGUGCAAGCAGUUCGCAAAAUGGAGGAGCCAAAAACGGUCAUUGUCCAUUAUGUCGUCAAGAAUGGAAAGUUUCGUUGAGAAAUCGUGUGGCAAAAAAGAAAAAGAGACAACAAACCACUUAA
Caenorhabditis angaria is the source of this 823-nucleotide messenger RNA. Lineage: Eukaryota; Metazoa; Nematoda; Chromadorea; Rhabditida; Rhabditidae. The record is from the annotation of a GenBank genome assembly.